AUGGCAAGGUGUAGCAAUAAGAAAGACCAGUAUAAAUAUAUCUACGAGGUCAUCGACAGUUUCAUCGCUGGAAACCUCCAAAGCAGUGUUCCCCAAAAUGUUCAUCGAGCUAUCAUUAGUAAAUCCCUUUAUCAUAUUCCGCACCCUAGAAAUGAACUUUAUGGCGGCCGAGACCGAAUUCUAGACAAAAUCGAAGAACACUUUUUCGUCAAGGAACGGCGGAAAUUAGCAGUUCUUGGCCUAGGGGGUGUCGGGAAAACCCAAGUGGCCCUAGAGUUUGCGUACCGGGUGCAAGACCGCAAGGAUGAGUAUUCCGUCUUCUGGGUGCUAGCACAGAGCCAAGCAACUUUCGAGCAAUCAUAUGCGGGUUUGGCCAGGCUGCUUCAGAUCUCCGGUGAAGGGGACCAGAAAAUGCUGGUAAAGCAACAUCUCAGCUCCGAGAAUGCCGGUAAAUGGCUUCUGAUCGUUGAUAAUGUGGACGAUUACGAAGCAACAUUUCGAUUGGACAAUCCAACUGGUAUGAUUAAAUACUUACCUCAAAACGACAACGGUUUAAUACUCUUCACCACACGGUCAAGAGAAGUAGCCAUGGACGUAGCGAUGAACGAUGUGGUCGACCUCGGAGAAAUGAACCCCGAAGAGGCAUAUUGCGGCCAUCCGAGAGACGUUACCGGAAGACGACCCCGACCGAUUAAUAGCAACACGUCAGCUAGCAGCAGCAUUCCUUGCCAAUGGCCAAAUAAAGGAUGCGAUUGAGAUGCUCAAGCAUAUUAUACCCAUCGUGAGAGAAGUUGUAGGGAAGGAGCACAUCGACUCACUAAAAAUAGAACAUGUGCUGGCAGUGGCAUAUUAUAAAGACGACCAGUUUGGGGAAACGGUCAGCAUACUUGAGCGCAUUAUACCUAUUGUAAGGGGAAAAUUGGCGGAAGACGAUCCUUUUAGCCUCACAUUACAACAAUGGCGUGCCGACGCAUACCGUGUGACUGACCGGGUUAAGGAAGCGAUCGAGUUAUAUGAGCAUGUCAGAAGACCACACGGCAUCUCAGAGACUAGUGAUAGAAUCAUGAUUUUCUAAUCCAUGUCUUCGUUUG
Messenger RNA from Daldinia vernicosa, 1091 nucleotides. Its product is annotated as P-loop containing nucleoside triphosphate hydrolase protein. Bases 1 to 756 code for a protein of 251 amino acids. The transcript has 2 exons. Gene Ontology annotation, molecular function: ADP binding. NCBI's taxonomy places the organism in Eukaryota, Fungi, Ascomycota, Sordariomycetes, Xylariales, Hypoxylaceae. The record is from RefSeq and is a predicted model, not a curated record.